Molecule: messenger RNA, 1959 nt
Organism: Ectocarpus siliculosus
Lineage: Eukaryota; Phaeophyceae; Ectocarpales; Ectocarpaceae
Source: the annotation of a GenBank genome assembly
CAUGGCUUUGCCGAUACGAGGCGGGUGUUGCGUAGGUGGCUUGACCGCGUUCGUCCCUGCCGUACCACCUGUGCCGGGACUGGUUUCAUGGCGAUCGACAUCGCGAUGCGGCGGCAGGAGACCUCGUGACUUGCAGGCACUCUCCGCGGCUGUCGUUGAGCAAGGUGACGACCAUGACCAACAGAACCAAGGCGAGGAUAUACCCAACCUGUUUAGGGUGACACCCGUUCCUACCUAUGAGGAGAUGCUCGUGUGGGCGGAAGAGACGGACAGGCGCAUAGCCACCGGGCAGCUUCCGCCUUUAGGCUCGCGGCGCCCCCCCUCAGGAGAUGGAGCGGUCACGGUGACAGCCGCAGAGCAGCAAGGGGCGGGGGCAAGCCUUCUCAGCGACCAAGAACAGGCUCAGAUGGCAACCCUUUCGGAGCUCCUGAGCAAACGGCGGCGACAGAGCCCUCCCUUGUCUGACGAGGAAGAGUCUGCUCUAAGAGCCGCCAUAGCGGGCCUGUCGGCGUCGGUGGAGAAAGACACUGACGCGAAAGCCCUUGACGUCGCUGCCGACACCUCGUCUGGCCCUGACACUUCCGAUGGUGACGUCACCGCUGCCGGUCACGUAGCGGAGGCGGAAGACAUAAUUCCAAACCACAUCUAUGGCUCACGAGAGGUGCGAGACCAGGUGUACCUCUACGCUUGGUCCUUGAUGAAGAAUAGGCAGGACGCGGCCGAGGGAGAGGCCGAGCAGCGAGCGGGGGAAUCGUGACGAAAUGCGGGAUUCUCGUGGACUGGGAUUGUGCCGCGUACCUGCGAAGCAAGUCUGUGGCCAAGAGGCGUCCCAUGCACAGUCAAGCUCAAGAUUUUAUGCUGUUUUUCGCGGCAUCCGACAACGAGAACGACACCAUCACGCCACAUGCAUGCUGUACGAUGCAAACCCUUCGUCACUGGCACCGCCGCGCCUGUUCUUGGAAUCGGCUGGACCAGGCGGGCAAGGCCGUUCUUCGCCAUGCAAGCGUUGCAACCGACGGAGGCAAAGCGUCCUGAGGGAUUUCGAGGCCAUGUAUACGUAUUGCUCCAGCUCGAAGAUCACGAUUGGCCAGAAGCUCCGAUCACUCCCCACGGAGCUCCCAUCACUGACAGAUUUCCCCCGCCCAUUUUCGCAAUAAAACUAGGUUAUAGGUAUGUCCCAAAAGGUUGGGCGUGGAUUGAUGCCCCAGGGCGCCGAAUCGUCGGAGGUGCAGUCACGGUGGUGUCUUCUUGCUUUUUUUUUUUUUUUUUUCGGAUCGGUUUGGCACCGAGGGCAGACUCAAUGCUGUUUGGCACGGCGAGUGUUUUCCUGCAUCUGCUGGACACAUAGAUGUAUUCCAAGGUCGAUUCCCGGCUGCGCACUUGAUCGAGUCUAAACGUUUUGGUGGCGGUUGUUGCUUGUUUGCUGCGCUAAAUGAUCUGUACAGCAGUUCGUUGUCUUUCGUCCCUCUCUCCCUGUGUGGAGGUCUUCUUCUUGAGAAGGAAUGUUGGUGAUCUCCACAGGAUAGAAUGAACUGAUUUCGUCCAGCGAGGUGGACGGAAUGGUGAAAUGUUGUUUUGUACGUGCUGAUUUCCUUGGUAUUGUAAUUAUCCCUGAGGUGCCCCGAUGGGCCAGGUGUUAGCGUUGAGCUAGUGUAGGAAAUGUAGUAAAACAACCCAGAUCUUAGCACGCCUGCCCGAGAUGAAGAGAAGGCCGGCCUGGAGUCAAUAAGCACUAGAAUACCGGUGUUAUCUGUUCGCUGGUACCCAUUUCAUGUUCCCAAAUCCUCUUAAAAGUCGCCGAAAGUCUUGGCACAGAACAGAGCGACGCGACGCCCCGACAUGGGGCACGCGCCUCGCAGGCUCUUUCGUAGGUCCUCUGACUACGCCCGAAAUGCAAUGCCUGGUUCGGCAACCAAGGUCAGCACGAAGAGGUACUUACAGUUGUUGUUUGGUUCCUUU